AUGGCUUCUUCUUCUUCUUCUUCUCCCAGCAAAAUCGCCGACAGCGUAAGGCUUUUGGAGACCUACACCCGCGACUGCGAACGCACCAAGCGGGAGUGCGAGGAGAUCGAGGUGGCGAUGGAGGAGGCCUGGACCCGUCUGUCUGCCAGAGAUGUCCUCUGGUAUGAGCUCCCCGUCGCCGGCGACAGGAAGGACGAGCAGGCCGAGAUUGAACAGGAUCACACGCACCCGUCCUGGACACGCCGGCACCAAAGAGGCGUCUCGCCGAUCCUCUCGCAACGCCAGUCACUAUCCAAAGGCGUUCAGGUCGUCUCUCGAACCAGCCCAAUGAAGAAAACAUCGGCCGGCGACGAUGACGACGACGACGAAGAGCCCGAUCUCUACACGACUUCGAGGAAGCGGCCGACGGCUCGGAAGAAUGAGUUCGAUCGUGCAUUUGACGACUCGGACGAGGAGCCCCGCGCCGUGGCCGACGAAUUGGAAGUGGAGCACGCCGCCGCCGACGGCUCGGAAAAGGAGCCCGGUCGUGGAGACAAUAACCUCGUCCGAGAUCCAUACGUUGACGAGAAUGGCCUUACAUGA
This is a messenger RNA of Trichoderma citrinoviride, 582 nucleotides long. RefSeq lists its product as hypothetical. The record is from RefSeq and is a predicted model, not a curated record. The transcript has 5 exons. NCBI's taxonomy places the organism in Eukaryota, Fungi, Ascomycota, Sordariomycetes, Hypocreales, Hypocreaceae. The coding region runs from base 1 to 582 and encodes 193 amino acids.